Messenger RNA from Schizosaccharomyces octosporus yFS286, 661 nucleotides. Its product is annotated as GTPase regulator Nrf1. The transcript has a single exon. Gene Ontology annotation, cellular component: vacuolar transporter chaperone complex; fungal-type vacuole membrane. The coding region runs from base 166 to 534 and encodes 122 amino acids. Lineage: Eukaryota; Fungi; Ascomycota; Schizosaccharomycetes; Schizosaccharomycetales; Schizosaccharomycetaceae. The record is from RefSeq and is a predicted model, not a curated record.
AGAUAGUCCUCCACUAGCUAAGGCAUGUGUGUUCGUUGCCUUUGUCACUACAUUCUUAAUACAUCGAAAAUUCAGUGGAAUUAGUGACAUACUAAGUAGUUCCUCAUAUACAUUUUUUUAAAGGUCUCCCUUUUUUGAUUUCCUCAUAUUUUGUGCUGAUUUGAAAUGUCGACUCAACCACUUUUGCAAACUACUCCAGGAAAAAGGAUUGCACUCCCAGUUCGUGUAGAACCCAAGGUCUUUUUCGCUAAUGAACGUACUUUUCUCUCUUGGCUCAGCUUUGCUGUUGUCUUAGGUGGUUUGUCUGUGGGUUUGUUGAACUUUGGUGACAGAAUUGGAAGGAUUAGCGCUGGUCUCUUUACUGUUGUGGCCAUAGGUACAAUGGCCUAUGCUUUAUCUAUUUACCAUUGGAGAGCUUCUGCUAUUCGGAGAAGAGGAAGUGGUCCUUAUGAUGAUCGUUUUGGACCUACUAUCCUAUGCUUCGUCUUAUUAGCUGCAAUUUUGACAAAUUUUGUUUUAAGAACCUUUUUUUAAAAGGCACUGAGGAAGUGAGGCUAGUAUUAUUUUGAUCACGACUCACCCGUGUCGCAACCUCUAAUUUUGUGUUAUGAACGUCUUCUUAAUCUAUAACGGAACGGGUGUGCCCUAGUAUUUGAGUGAA